Molecule: messenger RNA, 1080 nt
Organism: Daucus carota subsp. sativus
Lineage: Eukaryota; Viridiplantae; Streptophyta; Magnoliopsida; Apiales; Apiaceae
Exons: 7
Coding region: 53-790 (245 amino acids)
Cellular component (GO): chloroplast
Source: RefSeq, a predicted model, not a curated record
ACAUCUAUUCUUACAAACAAGAUGUCAUAUAUCUCUCCACUCUUUAAAUUUCAUGGCCAUGUCCACAAUCUUCUCAUCCUCUCCAAACCCUCCAACAAAACCAACUUUUCUUGAUAAAAAACCCAUCUUUUUCAAUGACCCUUUGUCUAGAAGAAGCUUGUUGCUCACCUCUUUUUCUUCAAUCUCUUUCUUGAGUUUAAGCUUAAACCCUUCACUCUUCAUACCCUCUUUAGCUCAUGCUCAAACUUCAAGUCCUUCUAAGUCUUUUUUAUCAGGCAUUGCCAACACUAAGUCUUGGUUUCAGUUCUAUGGUGAUGGGUUCACCAUCAGAGUUCCUCCUGAUUUUAAGGACUUCACUGAGCCUGAGGAUUAUAGUGCUGGAUUAUCUCUUUACGGAGACAAGGCUAAGCCAAAAGUCUAUGCAGCACGGUUUGCAUCUCCUGAUGGAUCUGAAGUAGUAAGUGUUGUCCUUCGCACCUCAAAUUCACUCAAGAUCACAUUCUUAGAGGCGAAAGACAUUACAGAUAUAGGUUCAUUGAAGGACGCAGCAAAGCUAUUUGUUCCAGGUGGGGCAACUCUCUACUCUGCCCGGACAAUAAAAAUUAAGGAAGAUGAAGGUUUCAGAAAUUAUUAUUACUAUGAAUUUGGUAGAGAAGGAGAGCAUUUUGCAGUGGUGACUGCUGUUAACAGGGGAAAGGUGUUUAUUGCUGGAGCAGCUGCUCCACAAUCUAAAUGGGAAGAUGAUGGCGUGAAGCUUCGAUCAGCAGCCAUAUCACUAUCUAUUUUGUAAACACAUUCGGAAGACUAUUUUAACAGAGUUGCUGAAUCAAGAAUUACCAUUUUACAAGUUGGUGAGGUUCCUGAUUGUGGAACUGCUUAGAGCUUAUACAAUGCAGGAACUCAAGAUUUUAUGCAGUUUUGAUAUGGCUGUCAUUAGGUAUUUAGCCCAUUGCUUCCAAAACCAGGAAUUUGUAAUUUUUAGUUACUGAAACUGGUUAUCACUGAGAUUUCUAUUUAGUCAGUCAACAUUUGGAUCAAUUUUUGCUUAAUUUAUCAAAAUAUGGCUUCUUGUCAACCAAA